Molecule: messenger RNA, 2439 nt
Organism: Blepharisma stoltei
Lineage: Eukaryota; Ciliophora; Heterotrichea; Heterotrichida; Blepharismidae
Source: the annotation of a GenBank genome assembly
AUGCAGAAAAUACCAAACCCAAUCUUAUCUGAAAUCUUAAGAAUUGUCGGCCCAUUUAACCAAAUUGUAUCUUUAUCACGAGUGUGUAAAAGGUGAAAAGAAAUUAUACGAAAUUCUCAUCACUAUGUAUCUUUUAUCGGAAACCAAAAAGAUAGCCUCUUGCCAUCUAAUAUAAAAAUCAGCAUGCUAAUGAGAUGGAAUAUUUUGCAUUUGGAUUUGAGAGGGCUUUCUUAUUCUACGCAAAAAUUGAUACAUAUCUUAACAAGGAACCCAUUUUUAGUGAGCCUCAGCAUCUCAGACUUUGGUGAAAAUUUGCGUGCUGUUUGGCAGAGUCUUUUAAGAUCAAAUAAUGGCAAAUUUAAAGAGAAUAAAAUUUUUAGGAGCUUGGAAGUUUUGAGGAUUUAUAAAAGCUAUCUUGGAGAUCAUUUUGGAGCUGAUAUUUCCCAGCUAUGCCCAUGCUUAAAAAAGCUUUAUGUAAGAAAUACCAAAAUUCCGAUUGAGGAUUUGAUUGAAAUUUUAGUAUAAUUAAAAAUAUGGCGUCUUUGUCUGGGCAUGGCCUCCCGGCCAUGCAGCCUCGACUCAUAUUUUAAUUAUAUCCGGCAAGGUUUUACCAUUCUAGAGAUGGACGGCAAUACUAGGUAAGCAAUUCUGGUUGUGUGUAGAGCCUAGUCCUAGUCUACUCUCAAGGGUGGAUUUUUCCUCGUGGGAAGGAGGGCACGGAGUUGGAAAGGGGAAAGCUCAGCAGAGUCCGUUGGGACCAAUCGGGUAACUCCCUAGCGUGAAACUGGGCGUUACGUCCCAGGCUACGUAUUUUUCCUUUUUGCCGACAGCUGACCAGAAAAAUCCAUUUUUUGGGUUUUUCGGAAAAGCAACCCAUGUAACAAGCAAGUAGCUCAUUCAUGAGCCGUCGAAGCCGGAACACUUUCCCGAGAAGCACCUUAGUGAUCAAAGUAGGCCAUCCCCAGCGACCUGUGGGCCCCGAUGCGACGGAGGCGAGUGGCUGUACCUGGGGUUGUCACCCCGUAGUGGACGUUUAGCGUAUAAAUUUGAUAAGAUAAGAUUGAAAUUUUAGUAAAGCUCCGGAAGUUAGAGAUUCUAGAUAUUUCAAUAAAUAGCUCUCUGGAGAAGCCUCCUCAAAAUUUAACUGAACUUCUGGCAGAUUCAUCAUUAAAAGUUGUUUUUGUUAGCCCAGCUCUGUGUGAUGCAGAACUAUUAUAUUCAAGAAAUCCAAAUAUAAGAGUAGUAGGGCAAACCCUGGAAAAUAUUUUAGAGAAUUCUGAUUUAAGCCUUCUGGAAAAUUGGCUUUUAGCAGGUGGUGAUCCUAAUUUUUUAGAAAAUCCGAAGCCUCAACUUGAUUUUAUCAAAAAAUACUCAAAUGAUCCUAAAAAUGAUGAUGAAUUUUUAUAUGAGGCUUUUAAGAUUAUGCUUAGAUUUGGACUUGAUAUUUCAACACAUAUUAAUCACAGUGAAUUUCUUUUCAGCAAAGCCUUAAGGCUUGGGUUUUUUAAACUGGCUGACUUUUUACUGAGAAAUGGAUGCGAUAUAUGACCCAAAAAGCUUACGAGAGACGAAAGAUCCCCAAUUCUUUUGGCAGCUGAAUUAUGAAAUAAGGACCCUUCUUUUCUCCACACCUUUGUGAAUUUAAAACUUCAUACUGGCGAUUAUUUUUUGAAAAGAUUUUGCAAUCCUUAUUGCAUUGUAAUGGAAAACGAGAGAUUUGAUCAAGACUUGUAUAAUUUUUUGAUAAAAAAUAAAUUUCCAUAUUUCAGAUGCCCAAGCCACCAAAAUAUUUUAAUUUGCAACGCGAGUGUUCUUAAAUAUGGAAUUGAAUCACAGUUUGAAUUAUUUCCAUUGGAUAUUGUGUACGAAGCAGCAGUAUAUAAUAUAUGUGAAGCAGCAGUAUAUAAUAUAUGUGAGAAUCAUAAAAAUAUUUCUAUUGAAAUAGUAAAAUAUUUGGUAACAAAAGAUAUAAAGCCUUUAGAAGAGACCUAUAAAAAUAUUCUUAAAAAGACUGGGAAUUAUGAUCACAUGAUCCUUGAGCCUCUUCUGCUUUUGGCUGUUCAGAGAAAACAAGAUAAAAUUGUCGAAAUUUUAGCAGAAGCUGGCUUUGAUUUAAAUGUUAAAAAUCAAUAUGGAUGGACUCCUUUAAUAGCUGCUGCAUCACGAGGAUAUACUGAUAUUAUUAAAUAUCUGUGUGAAAAAGGGGCGCUAAUUGAUGAAAAAGAUUCCACUGGCAAAACUGCUUUGCAUUUCGCAGUAAUAAAUGGUCAAAAAGAAGCCGCUUUUGAAUUAAUUGGGCAAAAUGCUGAUAUUUCAGCUCCCUGCAUUCAGAAAUUGACUCCGUUAGAUUACGCAAGAUGAAAAAAGAAAAAUCAAAUUGCCAUGAUACUGGAAAGCGUAGGUGCAAAAGGAACGUUUGUAAAUUUUGAUAGUGCUUAA